AUGGUGCAUACGGCGUCCAGUGUUAGUCUCAUUCCGCCGUCUCAAUUCUCCUACCAAGAGGUUGCGACUAAGUCGGAGCCACUACCCGAGGAGUCGCAAUUGCCCUUUAAAAUCGAAUCUCCCUCCGCUUCCCCCCAAUCCUACCACAAUGGUCCUUUAGCCGCCGAUGACGAUUUGCCGAAACCCGAGGGUUUGAAGGACGAAAAUGCGGACGGAGAAGCCCUUCCCAUCAGGCAACCCAAACUCUCAAAACGCAAAGAAAGCAAACGUUCUUGGCGUCUUAGCGAACCUUUCACUGUACGUUUUCCUUGUUUGGCAACUUAUGCCAGAAUACGACUUGGUGAAAUAUUAAUUGAAUGUGACUCUGUAUACUAA
Dibothriocephalus latus is the source of this 375-nucleotide messenger RNA. NCBI's taxonomy places the organism in Eukaryota, Metazoa, Platyhelminthes, Cestoda, Diphyllobothriidea, Diphyllobothriidae. The record is from the annotation of a GenBank genome assembly.